Molecule: messenger RNA, 842 nt
Organism: Spodoptera frugiperda (fall armyworm)
Lineage: Eukaryota; Metazoa; Arthropoda; Insecta; Lepidoptera; Noctuidae
Exons: 4
Coding region: 160-819 (219 amino acids)
Source: RefSeq, a predicted model, not a curated record
CCAGUAUGUCACUUCGUGUUCCUACACUUAACUCUAAAAACAUGAAAAUUAUUGAAACCGUUAUAGCAACAUGGUUUAACCGAACGGUGUAUUACUUAUAUCGUUCUAACCAAGGUACGAAGGUGGUCUCGAUAUUUCGAAAAAAAUAACCAAAAAAUAAUGAAUAAACGGGUCUUGUUAUUUUUUGUACUGACUUGGUUUUAUAGUGAAACAUGUGGUUCCAAGUUGCUGUCGAGAAGAAAACGAUAUGUCGCAUUUCCUGAAGGUUCCAGUUUUUCCUGUGCUGGCUGCAUGACAGUCGGUGUGAUUGGUCAGCCCGCCCCAGCCACUGUUCCUGGUACCUUCACCUGGGGUAUGAACUGGGGCAUAGCAUACGAACUGCCCAACGCCACAGAAACUAGCAAGUUCUAUAGAAGAUAUAAUCGGCUGACCAAACCUGUGGCACAGAGGAGAAGUCGACGAGAGCUGUAUCAGAAGUUGGAGAAGAUUAUGGAAAAUAUGGGUUACAACGGAAGACAGUGCAUCCUCAAGACCUUGUGUGAGACCACUCAGAGGCUCGUCCCUCAUGGAGAGAACAUGGUCGAGGAGAUGUUCAGGACUUUGUUCACCUUACCGAUGACAAAGUUUCUAGCAUCAGAACCGAUGGAACAAGCAGCUUAUGACGCUGCUCACAGAUUGGGCAGCAUUCUCUCCAGUUGUGAUAACUUCUCCUGCCCAAUAUCCUUGGUAGACCUGGUUAAAGGAUACUACAAUGCUCCGGCACCCAAAGUAGAUACCGCUCUAAACCCAUGGGCCUUGUUUAGCAGCCAAUUUGGAUAGAAUAAAAUUGAUUUGGAACUUUU